This is a messenger RNA of Trichomonas vaginalis G3, 1203 nucleotides long. Its product is annotated as ankycorbin family. Lineage: Eukaryota; Parabasalia; Trichomonadida; Trichomonadidae. The transcript has a single exon. Bases 1 to 1203 code for a protein of 400 amino acids. The record is from RefSeq and is a predicted model, not a curated record.
AUGGAUCCAUCUUUUCAAGGUCCGAUGUCCGUUGUCCCUAGAUCUGUUCCAUAUUUAUCUCGCAUGAAUAUUUAUCAAAAUACCAUCGCAAAUCGCACGGAUUUAGUCGAUUUUGAUCCUACUGCUUCAUUGAUAUUUCGGUUAGGUAUAUAUAAUGUUCUUUCAUUAUAUGACACAAAAAAUACAUCAUCACAAACAUCUCAAACUGAGAAUAAUAUUGGAUUAAAUUCACCGAAUGGUCUUACAUUUUACCCACCAGAAGACAUAAUGAACACGGAAUUACCAAAAAGUUUAGAACUGAUAAAUGAAGUUCAACAAAUGUUUUUGAAUUACGAUCGAAAUAACGAAGAGCAGACACGUAAACUUGUUGAUUUCAUCGAAAAUCAUGUUUACACAGGUUUACGCGAAUUAUCAACAAACAUUUUUCUUCGACCACAAAAAGUCAAAGAUUACGUUCAUUUAUACUCAUUAUUAUCACGAAACAUUAAGAUUAUUUCAUGUCACAACUUUGCAUGCACUCCAAUUUUUUCACAUUAUUUAAUCAAAGAAGGAAUCUGUUCGGAAUUCGAAGCGAAACAGUUAUCUGCAAGAUUGCCAAAUCAAUCUGAUAUGUUUUAUCAACUGUCAUCAAUGUUGGGUUAUUCAUCAACCGAAUUUAUGUCAAAUCCCGAAGCAUUCCCUAAUUUCUAUUUGAAAGAAUAUUCAGAGCUUAUUAAAGGUGCAAAUUGUCAUGAUCCAUCACCAAAAGAACUUGAUAUAAUUAAUAUAUUUAUUGAAGAUAAUAUUGAAGAGUUAGUUAAAAUUUCUUCUCAGCCAGAUUUUCAUUAUGAUACCAAAGUAUUCAAUAGUAAUAUUUCAUUGAUCAACUUAUCUGCAAUGUAUGGCGCAAUUAAUUGUUUCAAGUAUCUUUUAGUUCAUAAUCCAGACUUGGAAAUAUUUGUAAUUAUGCUGUUGUUGGUGGUAACACAGAAAUCAUCCGUAUUCUUAAACAAGCAGGUGUUGAUUUCAAUGAUACAUCAAUUGUUGCAUUAUUCUUCCGUCGUGAUGAAUUAUUUGACUGGCUUCGUUCCGAAACAACCAAAGAAGUCAAUCAAAAUCAAAACCAAAAUCAGAACAUAUUUUCAAACCAAAGAAUAUUUCCCGGCCAAGAUGAUAUAUACUGUAUUACUGAAACGCUUACUAUCCGAGCAAUUUAUUCAUUAA